AUGUUACCUGGAACUACUCUGCCAGUAAGCAAUGUAACAUUUAAUGAGCUGACCAGUCGAUGGGGCAAGCUGCAGUGGUUUCGAGCUCUCUGUGACCCAAAGGGGCUUGUCCCAUGUUGCUACAACAAUGUGUGCACUUCCAGGCCAAAGGAAGAUUGCAAGUGCCCAUAUUGUUACGACAUGCGCCAGCCGUUACAUGCUGAACUGGCAACCUGGGUGCCUAAUGAUCCCACAUGUAAGAUGACAAGAUUUGAUACGGUUGAGGAUACGUGCAGACUCCUGCAGAAUAUGACAAUCUUCAUGUUCGGGGAUUCACUUGUACGUCACAUUUACAUUGCACUUCUCAACAUUCUCAGACAAGGCACGGCUCAUGGUGUUCUAAAGAAAACUGCUAGCCCAGCUUCAGUGACAAGGUGUGAUGCAGAUUUUGUUCAUCUUGGAAGAUGUAUGGGUGACAUUGACGCUGACACCUGGGAGUGCAACAACACUGUAAGACUGCUAUUUCGGGAACAUUCUUACAUUGUUCAGACCAACCUGACACUAAAGUUUGUGGCAGAGCUGAUUGGCAGGCCUAACUCAGUGGUAUUCGUUGGCAAUGGCAUACAUGAUGAUUACAAUUAUCCAGAGGCGGCCAAUAAGGUUUUACUGCCACUGAUCAGAAACUUGUCAUCCUCUCCCUGGCCAAAGCUGGUUUGGUCAGCAGUCCAUGCGCCUGGAUUACUGAAGACUCCUCGUGUUCCCUCCCAGAGCAGAGAAAGUGUUGUGAUUUACAACAAGCAACUAAGAUCCAUUCUGGAAGCCCACCAUGUCCCGGUGUUUGACACCUUUCAGCUCACAGACGGAGUUGAAAGUUUCGAUGGCGUCCACUAUGGAAGAGGAGUUAACGGUGUUAAAGCUCAAAUUUUGCUUAAUUACCUGCUUCAGCUUCGUUCCAAUGGUGAGUUUCCUCUGGAGCGCACCCCGAACUUGAGACCUGAGAUAAAGAUUUCUUAA
Candidula unifasciata is the source of this 993-nucleotide messenger RNA. NCBI's taxonomy places the organism in Eukaryota, Metazoa, Mollusca, Gastropoda, Stylommatophora, Geomitridae. The record is from the annotation of a GenBank genome assembly.